UCCUUAUAUUGUAAAAAUAAACAUUUAUUUGUAUUUAGGUUUUACCUAAUAGUGUUAAAUAGAGUCCGCACAUGUUAAAGAUAUUUUCCAUGUAUAUCCCGCCUUACAGAAACCAAAAAUUUUUGAGAUAUGUACAAUUGUACCUUACAAUCUUACCUAAGAUAUUGUAGUUAUCCUUGAAGGAGGUUAGAAAACUUGUUAUGCGAAGAGUUUUUAUGAGUAUUCCACUAACGACCUAGCAUGAGACUUAAUUUGGCCGUGAUUAUAAUGUUUGAAUACUGAGGAAAACAGCCAAAUGCUAAACAUGUCACUCCGGAACUACCACAGACUCCGUAUACCAUUAACACAAAUACAAAAUCUACACACAAAUAUACAAAAAUCCUGUUUAUGCGGGAAUAUUUAUUUAAAUAAGUACAAAUAUGAUAUAAAGCAAGUGCGGGUGCACUCCACACAGAGUGACCAUAGGCAGAAGGCUGUGAUAGAGACAACUAAUGUUAUAGACAAGUUAAGUAUAGACAAGAGAGGACUAGAGCUGUGGAGGGUGAAGAUAGACCCGUAUGUAAAGCUAGCAAGAUGGGACAGACCUAUAGGUGUGCACCUCCUCUACUGGCCGUGCUCAUGGUCCAUAGCGCUCGGGUCUCUCCCCGGGACAGUGCCCAUGGAGACCUCCCUCAAAAUGGCGGGGCUGUUCCUGGCGGGCGCGGGGCUGAUGCGGGGCGCGGGGUGCACCAUCAACGACAUGUGGGACAGGGACAUUGAUGCUCAGGUGGAGCGAACCAAAGACCGCCCGCUGGUGUCUGGCGUGAUAUCCACGAAGCAGGCUGUGGGUUUUCUGGCUGUGCAGUUAUCACUAGCGCUUGGAGUGCUGCUGCAGCUCAACUGCUACAGCGUGGCGCUGGGCGCUAGCAGCAUGUUGUUAGUAAUAACGUACCCACUAGCGAAGCGAUUCACGAACUACCCGCAAAUCUUUCUGGGCGCCACGUUCAACUGGGGCGCUUUACUGGGCUAUAGCGCCCUACAGGGUGCCAUAGACCCGGCGGUCUGCUUGCCGCUCUACUUCGGCGCUCUAGCGUGGACGGUGGUGUACGACACCAUUUAUGCGCAUCAGGACAAAAUGGAUGACGCGCGCAUAGGCAUGAAGUCCACCGCGCUCACGUUCGGUUCGGCUACCAAGCCGGCCCUCAGCGGAGCCCUGGCGCUCAGCACAAGCUGCCUACUGCUGGCGGGCGCCGGCGCGGGGCUCCAGUGGCCCUACCAUGCAGCUGUGGGGGCUGCGACCCUACACGCCGCCAGACAGAUAUACACCCUCAAUCCGGACAACCCUGCUGACUGCGCGACCAAAUUCAAGUCCAACACCCUCAUCGGUCUAAUCAUUCUGCUGGGCAUUUUAGGAGGGGGUUAUACUCAAUAUAUAGACAACAGAGCGAGGCAUAGAGGCAAGGAGGACCUUAGUGUUGCCAGCAGCUGUUUAUUUGGGUAAAUAGUAAAUAACUAAUAAUUAUGCUGGGCAUUCUGGGCGCGGGCUACUCGCAGUACAUAGACAACAGAGCGAGGUAUAAAGGCAAGGAGGAUCUUAGUGUUGCCAGCAGCUGUUUGUUUGGGUAAAUACUUAGUAAAUAAGUAAUCAUUUUGCUGGGCGCUCUAAGCGGGCUACUCGCAAUACAUAGACAACAGAGCGAGGCAUAUAAAGGCAAGGAGGAUCUUAGUGUUGCCAGCAGCUGUUUGUUUGGGUAAAUACUUAGUAAAUAACUAAUCAUUCUGCUGGGCACUCUGGGCGCGGGCUGCUCGCAGUACAUAGACAACAGAGCGAGGUAUAAAGGCAAGGAGGAACUUAGUGUUACCAGGGGUGCGAAACUCCUUGCUUCGGGCAAACUCGGCUCCGUUCGGCUCAGCAUUGCUCCGAGCAAUUAUUAGGAUUGACACAGCUUGACGUCCCUUUGUACGACCACAGAUAAGAUAAUGACUUAGAUUUUUGACAACCAUAAAUAGCCGAAAGGGAUAGUCCCAUUAGAAAGGAACAACAUGAUUCGACCCUGAAC
This is a messenger RNA of Cydia strobilella, 2039 nucleotides long. It is a transcript of the gene Coq2, whose product is annotated as 4-hydroxybenzoate polyprenyltransferase, mitochondrial. The transcript is spliced from 7 exons. Gene Ontology annotation, cellular component: mitochondrial inner membrane. NCBI's taxonomy places the organism in Eukaryota, Metazoa, Arthropoda, Insecta, Lepidoptera, Tortricidae. Gene Ontology annotation, molecular function: prenyltransferase activity. The record is from RefSeq and is a predicted model, not a curated record. The coding region runs from base 296 to 1480 and encodes 394 amino acids. Gene Ontology annotation, biological process: ubiquinone biosynthetic process.